AUGGAGGUGGCGGAGGCCGCGGCCGCAGAGGCCCUGGCCAAGCUGGCAAACGUCCUGGAGCCUAUAGGCCUGCGGGAGGAGGCAGAACCGCCCGGACAGAUCCUGGCUGAGUUUGUGAUGGAUUCCCGGAAGAAGGACAAGCUGCUCUGCAGCCAGCUUCAGGUAGUGGACUUCCUGCAGAACUUUUUGGCUCAGGAGGACAUCAUCCGGGGCCUGGACCCCUUGGCUUCUGAAGACAGGAGCCGACAGAAGGCCAUUGCAGCCAAGGAGCAAUGGAAAGAGCUGAAGGCUACCUACCAAGAACACGUGGAAGCCAUCUCGAGGGCCGUGAUCCACGCCCUGCCCAAGAUGGAGGAGGCCCAAAAGAAGCAGGCACAGCUCCAGGAGGCCCUUGACCAGCUCCAGGCCAAGAAGCAAGUAGCUAUGGAGAGACUCAGAACAGCCCAGAAACAGUGGAAGCUGCAACAGGAGAAGCGUCUACAGCACUUAGCAGAAGCUUCUGCAGAGGUGAGGCAGCGACAGGCAGGAACUCAGCAGGACCUUGAGCAGCUGUGUCAGGAACUUGGAACCUUGAAGCAGCAAGCAGGACAGGAGCGGGACAAGCUGCAGAGGCACCAGACCUUCCUUCAACUGAUGUACACCUUGCAGGGUGAGCUGCAGUCCCCCGAGACAGAGGCAGAGCUACCACAAGAUUCGGAUCUUCCUGAGGAUAAGUCCCAGCUGCUGACCCAAUCCCGGGAGCAGGCCACGGGGGAUAGCAUGGGGAGAGAUGGAAGUGUGUCCUCCAAGUGGGAAGAACCACAUUCAGAAGCCAACAACAUGACAAGGGCCAGAACUGGUGUGGAUUUAGAGGGUGCAAAUGGGUAG
This is a messenger RNA of Pipistrellus nathusii (Nathusius's pipistrelle), 867 nucleotides long. Lineage: Eukaryota; Metazoa; Chordata; Mammalia; Chiroptera; Vespertilionidae. The record is from the annotation of a GenBank genome assembly.